GACUUUAAAUGUUGACUGCGGGGCCCAGCAGCCUACGCUCAGCUCAGCGGGUGUGGAGAGGACAGAUGAGGACAGAGAUGGAAGAGUUAGCCUCCCUCACUGGUCAGCGGCACGAGGACGCUUUCACCCAAACGCCAAAGUAAACCAGGGACAGAGACCUGAAAAAAACAAAACAAACUAUGGAAUAAAGACAAUUGUGCUCCAAUUCAGCAGAAUCUCUCCACACGGUGAACGAGGUCAAGGCGAUGAAGGACCCCCUGUUGGACUGCAGCCCCCUCAUCAGUGCAGCGGCCUCAGCUAAGCUCCGCCUGGUUCGCCUGCUGGUAGAAGGCGGGGCUCAGGUCAACGGACGCAACCCCAAAGGCGAGACGGCGCUGCUGGCUGCCUGCAAGGCCCUGACGGAGGAGCCCACUGCGCCUGACACAGUGAAACUACUCACAUACCUGCUCCACAACAAGGCUAAUCCAAACGCACAGGACUGCGCUGGACGCACUGCUCUGAUGUACGCCUGCAUGCAGCGAGCAGGAGCUGAGGUGGCGUCCACGCUGCUGACCGCGGGAGCCGACCCCAGCAUGGAGGAUCACUCCGGAGCCUCCGCUCUGGUGUACGCCAUCAACGCACAGCACCAACCCACACUGGAGGUGUUAAUGGACGCCUGUCGAGCCAAGGGCCGUGACAUCAUCAUCAUCGCCACGGAGGUCGGUGUGAGCGGAGGUCCCAUGACCAGGCGUUACCUGAAUGUCCCGCCGUCCCCCGACUCCUCGCCGGUGUCCUGCAUGUCCCCGUCGGAUAUCGUCCUGAAGACGGGCUCGCCCAACUCAGGCGAGGUGGAGAACGUCUUCAACUUCAGAGGAACCGGUGACAGCAGCAGCAGCAGCAGCCAUCCCUCCUCCUGUGAGCUGAGUCCACCGACUCCACCGCCCAGACAGAGGAUGUUAUCUGAACCGUGGCUGGCCCUGCACAACCUGGCCUGUCUGAACAGAGCGUAUGAGGAGGGCAGGAGGGAGAAGAGGCUGCAGGAGGAGAACGCAGAGCAUUUAACACGUCGUGAAGAUGAGGGGAAAGAGGACGAGGGGAGGAGGGAGAGCACAGUUCACGCCGGGGACCUUCUGAGGGGCUCACAGUCACUCCUGUCCCUCACAGAGGUGAGGAGUUCUUCUCAGGUGACCUUCAGCAGACUGCUCUCAAAGACGUCGCAGAAGAGGAUCUUUGUGGAGAAGCUUCCCAUCGUCUGUCCAUCGCCUCAGUCCCACCUCCGCAGGAACACCCUGCCGUCCAUCACUGUGGCUCCGCCUCUGCUUCACCUCCCGCCCUUAGUCGACCAAUCGGACUCUCGCCGGCAGCUACCAGCGUGGGUUUCCCUCUCCAAAAGCAAGAGCAUGGCAUUCCUGCCUCACCCACCCAGCUCCUCCACGUCCAGAGCUUCGCCGCUCCCUCCACUGGCCCUCUCCUCCUCCGUCUCCUCCCUGGUUGCUCCUCCUCCCUCCUCCUCCUCCAGGAGGUCACUGCGGCGUCACUCAGUGCAGCUGGAUCACAGCAGAGGGGAGCACGUCAACCACUUCAGCUUUUAAAAGGCAAAGAUUAGUGGAAGAGAGAGAAAAUGCAAACCUUCAUCUAG
Messenger RNA from Solea senegalensis (Senegalese sole), 1618 nucleotides. RefSeq names its product ankyrin repeat domain-containing protein 34B. The record is from RefSeq and is a predicted model, not a curated record. Bases 246 to 1571 code for a protein of 441 amino acids. Gene Ontology annotation, molecular function: protein binding. The transcript is spliced from 5 exons. Lineage: Eukaryota; Metazoa; Chordata; Actinopteri; Pleuronectiformes; Soleidae.